Molecule: messenger RNA, 1844 nt
Organism: Dreissena polymorpha
Lineage: Eukaryota; Metazoa; Mollusca; Bivalvia; Myida; Dreissenidae
Product: cell division cycle protein 20 homolog
Exons: 8
Coding region: 316-1455 (379 amino acids)
Biological process (GO): positive regulation of ubiquitin protein ligase activity; positive regulation of anaphase-promoting complex-dependent catabolic process; anaphase-promoting complex-dependent catabolic process
Cellular component (GO): anaphase-promoting complex
Molecular function (GO): anaphase-promoting complex binding; protein binding; ubiquitin ligase activator activity
Source: RefSeq, a predicted model, not a curated record
UCAGGUGUUUUUGUGUACACAAUAAGAAUCACGUCGACAAUGAGAUGAUUUCAGUUAACAAUUUUGUAAGCAACAAUUAGCAGCUUAGUAAAUGAGUGAACAGACAGUUCAAGAUGGCUACACGGCACUUUUCAGUUACACAAUAUCGUCCGUCCGAUAGAUUUAUACCGUUUAGGCCACAUCUUGACGUCGAAUCUUCUUACGCCAGGAUCAUGUCGACGUCAUCAGAGUCCCCAGGUUCCGACUGCGGUCAGUUCAAGACGUCCGUUUCAAAGACAUACAAAAGACUUUUGUCGCAAUCUACUCCUGUUGGACAUGGCAAUAUUUUACCAAUUCGCAGAACACCAUCAACCAGUCCUUUCAGCAGACGGAUGCAACACCUUUUCCAGGCGAGCCCGGACUGAGGGAUACGACUCCCCGGGGCAGAGGACCGGAAGUUAUCGCCGCGUGCCCACGUCGCCAGAGUGCAUCAUGGACAUGCCCGGCCUGAGGGACGAUUUCUACACAAACCUGCUGGACUGGAGCUCUCGGAACAUGAUCGCCGUGGCGCUGCACAACUCCACGUACAUCUGGAACGCCGACUCCAAGGUGUGCCAGCGCGUGCAGAUCAGCGUGCCGGGUGCCUCCCCCGCCUUCUACAUCUCCUCGCUCAGCUGGGACCCCCGGGGCCGCUCCCUCGCCAUCGCCACCAACGACGGACACAUUAAUGUGUGUGACGUAGAAAAGAUGACGAACAGCAACCAUUCACAGCUACGCGAGCGGUGUCCAAUAGGAGCCAUGUUGUGGACUGACAUAGGAAUCAUCAGUGGCAACCGGAAAGGUGUUAUCGCUGUGGAGGACCUAAGAGCAAACCACAUCCGGAAAUGUCUGUCCGGAAGUAGCGAUCGUGAAGUGUGUGGACUGUCGCUGGCGGUGGAAACUUCAUGCCUCGCUUCCGGUUCGGACGACGGUGUCGUCAAUAUUUGGGACCUACGAAUGAUGCAGCGGUUACGUUCCAUCGAGGCGCAUAGCGCAUGCGUUAAGGCAUUGUCAUGGUGCCCAUGGCGUCAAGGUGUCCUAGCAACCGGAGGCGGAACCAGUGACGGUCACAUUCGGUUGUGGUACGCGCAUUCUGGCGAGAAGCUGGGGGAGACAUACACACGUGCUCAGGUAUGUGGCCUGGUUUGGUCGGACGAGUACAAGGAGCUGUUGUCCUCAACGGGGUCGCCCGAACCAGACAAGAACGACCUCCUGCUCUGGUCUAUGAAGAACUGCGAGUUUGAACCCCUUGGGAGACUCCGGCAGCAUCUGGGCCGACCCCUGCACAUCGCUAUCAGUCCCGACAAGACCACCAUAGCGUCUGCUGGAGCCGACGAAUCAUUAUGCCUGUGGAACACUUUCCCAAAGCGGUGUCGACGCAGACUCUGGAACCAGUGGGACAAGUCCGUCUUCAACCCUACACGUUACAUCCGGUGAAAAUACGCAUACCACAAUGAUCGGGAACCAACGCCAUAGAGAGAGAUCCGAAAAUUUUUGAAACGUUCUGAAGCGCUCAGAAUGUCGUCUGGUGAUCAAGUUUGACCUGUCACCAUGCAUACAGACGUAAUUUUGUACCGUCAUCGUUUCGUAGUUCAUUUAAUAAACAAAGUGCUCAUGCAUUAAUAAAAUCAGUAUUUUGUGUACAUAUAACGUAUCCCGACAAUGUGAUUUGAUAUGUUUAUUUAUUUAACAGUUUAUUACUUUUUGUUUCCUGUUAUUUUUUACACAUGUUAUAAAUGAUAUACUAUCAACAUAUUUGUACAAAAUUGUGUUAUCAAAUACAUUUAAAUGGAUACAAUAAAUAAGGAAAGUAAUUACUAACCAUA